Molecule: messenger RNA, 2832 nt
Organism: Dovyalis caffra
Lineage: Eukaryota; Viridiplantae; Streptophyta; Magnoliopsida; Malpighiales; Salicaceae
Source: the annotation of a GenBank genome assembly
AUGGCCGACCACCACCACCACCACCAGCACCGUCCUAACCGCCUAUCUCUCCCUCUACGAGCCACCAACACUACGUUCACCUCCAAUGCCACAUUCACUCCCACCACAUCCACACCCUACCCUCUCUACCCAUUCGCCUCCACAACCCCAACCUCAACACCAUCGAAACACCGUCUCUCCUCUCUUCCCUCCAAGUCCUCUUCAAAAUUCUCCUAUUCCUUCCUCUUCCUCCUCCUCCUCUCUCUCCGUUCCCUCUACUCUCUCCUCCCUUUCCUUCGAUCCUCUCCUUCCUCGUUCAAUAUCUUCCCUUUCUCGUUCCUUGUCUCUCUCCUCUCCUUCCUUUUAUCCCUCUCUUUCUCUCUUUUCUUCUCCCCUUCCUCCUCCUCAAAAACCCCUUUUCACUUCAGAACAAACCCUAACCAACCCAUCUUCGCUCUCUCCUCCAUUUCCCAAUCACAACACAGACUCCUGUUAUCAAAAUCUCUCCUCCUUGCUGUUGUUUUCCUCCUCAGAUUUCAAGCCCUUCGAUAUUGCGGGACUGCUGCUAUGAUUCUCGCUGAAUUGUCCGGUAGUGUCGCGGCCGCUCGUUUUGCUGCUGAUCGGAGGAGAAAGAAUAAUAAUUUUGGUGUAAGUAGGCAUAACUUAUCUGGGUUUUUGGCCCUUUUUGUUGGGUUGUUUUUGCUGUCAAUAAGUUGGGAUCGGAUCGAUUGUUUUCCAUUUUCCAUUGGUUUCAUAGAUAGAUAUGGGAUUUCGGUUUUUCCUAGAGAGAAUUGUUUUAGGAUUUGGCCAAUGUUGUUGCCUUUUGUUUCUGGUUUUUUGGGGUGUUAUGAGAGAGUUUCGAUGAAUUUGGGGACAAUUAGAGCAUUAGGCCAAAAACGGGUUCGAUUGAUUUCGUUGUUUUAUACCACAGUUUUACUAUUUAUUCCUGCUGUUUUAAGUUUUAUGGUGUUUGAAAGUGGUAAUAGUGAUAACAAAGGUGUUUCUAUUGGGAGUUUGGGUUGGCCUCUAGCAAAUACUGUUGUUUUUGGGGUUCUUUUGAGUGAGAAUUGCAGUGGUGAUGAGAAGUUAGUGAGUUCUAAAGAUUUCCAAAGAGAGUUUUUGGUUACAUUUGUUUGCACGGUUGUUUUGGAGCUGUUCUAUUUCCCCGAGCUUUCGCUUUGGGGGCUUUUGCUAUGUGGUUUCCUACUGUAUUUUGGUGUUAGAGAAUUGGAACCUAGUCAUUCACAGUAUCUUGAAUUGGGAUUGGAUACACCCCCGAAGGCAUUUAGUGGUUUCAUUAUGAAACCUAUCCGCCACAUUUUGAGUGAGAGAAAGUCCCGUAAGAUUGCACUUUUCCUUUUUAUUAAUACUGGUUAUAUGUUUGUUGAAUUUGCUGCUGGGUUUAUGAGCAAUAGUCUUGGGUUGAUAUCAGAUGCUUGCCAUAUGUUGUUUGAUUGUGCUGCUUUGGCAAUUGGUCUGUAUGCUUCUUAUAUCUCCCGGUUGCCUGCAAAUAAUCAGUUUAAUUAUGGUCGAGGAAGGUUUGAGGUUCUGUCAGGAUAUGUUAAUGCUGUCCUUCUGGUUCUUGUUGGGGCACUAAUUGUAUUGGAGUCAUUUGAGAGGAUUUUGGACCCUCAGGAGAUAUCAACUAAUAGUCUGUUAAUUGUUUCAAUUGGAGGGCUUGUUGUGAAUUUGGUUGGUCUGGUCUUCUUUCAUGAAGAGCAUCAUCAUGCUCAUGGUGGCUCUGGAUCAUGCUCUCACUCUCAAUCUCACUCUCACUCUCACUCCCACUCCCACUCCCACUCCCACUCCGACUCUCACUGUCACCACCAGCACCAAAAUUCACAAGACCAUGAAAAGCAUGAUGAAUACGCCUCCGUUUCCCAUGAAUGUCAUGAAAAGUCAUUGGCCGGCCAUGGUGACAAUCUUGAACACCAUCUUUGUGACCACCAGAGCAGUAUUGAUAGCUGUAAAAUUGGAAGCUCCAGUUGCCAUGCUCACCACGACAAUGCUCACGACCAUGACCACUCCUCCCAUGCUCACCAUCAACAUGACCAUCAUGACCACUCCUCCCAUGCUCACCAUCAACAUGACCAUCAUGACCACUCCUCCCAUGCUCACCAUCAACAUGACCAUCAUGACCACUCCUCCCAUGCUCACCAUCAGCAUGACCAAAAUGACGACUCCUCCCAUGCUCACCAUCAGCAUGACAACCACGACCACUCCUUCCAUGCUCACCAUCACCAUGACCACUCACAUGAUCACAGAUGCCAUGACCAUCAUCAUCAUCAUUCCAAUCCUCAUGAUCAUCGCUCUUUGGAUUCUAAAAGUGAUUCUUCUUUGGUAAAGAGUAGUUCCGAACAAAUGACAGCAGUAUCUGAACAAGAGGAACCAAAAAGGCACCACCAUCACCACAUCGACCACAACAUGGAGGGGAUCUUUUUGCAUGUUCUGGCAGAUACGAUGGGAAGUGUUGGUGUUGUUAUAUCUACCCUCUUAAUUAAGUACAAAGGAUGGCUUGUUGCUGAUCCCGCCUGCUCAAUAUUCAUUUCCGUUUUAAUCGUAUUGUCAGUCAUUCCAUUGCUCAGAAACUCUGCUGAAAUCUUGCUUCAAAGAGUUCCCAGGGCUCAUGAACAGGAUCUGAAAGAAGCCAUAAACAGUAUUAUGAAGAUAAAGGGGUUGCGUGGCAUUCAGAACUUGCACUGUUGGAGCUUUACCAACACAGAUAUUAUUGGGACUCUGCAUCUUCAUGUUGCAGACAAAAUUGACACGACUUCUCUGAAGGCACAGGUUUCAAACAUUUUUCAGGAUGCUGGAAUCAAGGAUUUGACAGUCCAGGUGGAACGUAGCAAGUAA